GAGAAACUGAAUGAACGACCACCCUUCCCGGUCUCAUUAGCAUUGAGCCAGGGCAGCAAGUCAUGUCAUACACUGUCGAUCGCUCCAAGAAGCAAGCGGUGGGCGGUGUAUGUUCCGAGAAGUCGAGCUGGACACGGGAGCCGGGCUUCAUCCCCUGCCGAGGAAGCCUGCUUGCCUGCCUGCCUUCGUGCCUGGGUCCAAGCCGCCCGCCCACCACUUGGCACAGCCAGCAUCCCUGGUCCCUGAGGCGGGCGGGCGGAGGAGCGCUCUGAGCUGGACUCUCUUCGGGAGCCGGGCUUGGGCUGGAGAGACAUCUCCGCACCUCCUGCCAAACCCAGGGCUGGAAAGGCGUCCGCGGGGGAGGCAAACUUUCCCGCCUGUUGCCUCUGCUUCCGAGGACGGGGCCGGUUCACUAAGAUAAAGACAAAGAAACCAACAGACAACCAGACCUGAAAUGUCCGUAGUUCGACUCUUCUUCUUCUGUCUUUAGGCAAAAGAUGUGUGUGAAUGAGAGAGAGACAGACAAGAAUUCCACACAGGUUCAAUCUGUUCUAGGACUGGUCUUGGGCGGAAUCUCAUUGACUACAGUUGUCAUGAAUAUUUUGGUCCUGUAUGCAGUGAAAACUGAAAAGAAAUUGCAGACAGUUGGCAAUCUUUAUAUUGUGAGUCUUGCGUGUGCAGAUGUUAUAGUUGGUGCAGCUGUCAUGCCACUGAACAUUGUGUACCUGUUGAAGGAUAAGUGGGUACUGGCAAGGGAAGCUUGCCUGUUUUGGCUGUCAAUGGAUUAUGUGGCCAGUACAGCCUCCAUAUUUAGUCUCUUUGUCCUCUGCAUCGAUCGCUACCAUUCUGUCCAACAGCCAUUACAAUACCUCAAGUACAGGACCAAGACUAGAGCCUCUGUCAUGAUCUCCAUUGCUUGGCUUCUCUCUUUCAUGUGGGUUAUCCCAAUUCUUGGUUGGCACAAAUUUACACAUGACAACAGCACAAUCAGUAGGACCAAUAAUGAAACGAUAUGUGAAACAGAUUUUUGCAAAGUCACAUGGUUUAAAGUCCUGACAGCCAUGAUAAAUUUUUAUGUCCCAUCAGCGCUGAUGUUGUGGUUCUAUGCAAAAAUAUACACAACUGUGCGGAGGCAUUGUCAGCAGCGAGAGUUCGUCAAUGGGUUGUUUCGAUCUGCAUCAGACAGAACAGUUGUACACAAUGGAAAACUGCAAGAAAUACAACAGACCUAUCCCCAAAGUCUAAAUAAAGAGGUAGACUGUGUUAUGAAAGGAAAUAAUCCAAAUAAAAGGAUGGAAGAUCAGUAUCCACUGAGUAAAUUUAUUAAAAUUCCAAAUGGUUUUCAAAGAGGAGGUGACCAGGAAGUAGGAGUAGUGAAACUCAGCUGUUUUCCUCAAACCAUAGCACAGGAUGACAUGAGCAUAGGUAGGACAGAUAGCAAGUAUGCAUAUGUCAAUGACCACAUUCAAAACACAGAGUCCCAUUGCCCCCAAGAUUAUGAGUUCAGCAAAGUAUCUGAGGAGCUCACUUUUGCAGACAGAUAUUCCUCUCGAAAGAACUCUAAUUCCACUCAAGAGCAAGAUUGUUCCUUGGGGAAUUGCUUUUCCCAGCAUACAAAUAAAAAAGACAGUACAAGUCUCCAGUAUUUGAAGAAGCCAUGGAGAAGGCUGCGCACUCAUUCCAUUAGCAGCCAAGGGCUGCAUGGAAACAAAGAGAGGAAGGCAGCCAAACAACUAGGUGUAAUAAUGGUAACUUUUAUGCUGUGUUGGUUUCCGUAUUUUGUGUUAUUCUUGGUUAUGGCCUAUUGUGGAAACUGUUACAAUCGCACAGUUCACAUGUUUACCAUUUGGCUUGGAUACUUGAAUUCGACAUUAAAUCCCAUUAUAUAUCCUCUCUGCAAUGAGAACUUCAAAAAAGCUUUCAAAAAGAUUUUUCAUAUUAAAUUCUAAUUUGUCUUGGAGAAUAUUUACCGAGGGGAGGUGAUAAGCAGCAUUUUUAUAUGAAAAAGUAAAACUUGACUUUCAAGGAUUGUAGAGGAAAAGUACAAUUGGAACGGAUGAUUUCUGAAGACAGUAAGUGCAAAAUUGAAAAGUAAGAAGGAAGCACUUUCUUUCUCAAUCGUGACACCCCCCCCCCCCAAAUACACAAGAAUUGAUACCAAGGCCCAAAUCUAAUGCUAUGUUGGGAGCAGUGUUGAGAUUUUUGUCCCUUUUUCCUUGCAGCUGUUGGAGCUGCAUAAGUAUUCAUUCUGGGAGAAUUGCAGCCCUCUGAAAUAGGUUUGUGUCCUGCUGAGAAACCACAACUAAGUGAAGUGAUUGCAAACACCACUUCACACAUAAGCAAAAGUCCUGCAUUGAUAACCUUGUAAUACUGAAUUUAUUUAUAAACUUUCAAACUCAGCACAUGUGAAAACAUGCUAUAAGAUCCUGCAUCCUUUAGACCUCCAAACUGGAGAACAUUAGAAGUUCAAUUGUGUUUACUUUGCAGGCCAGAACUCAGUUCUGUCUGUUUCAGCCUGCCUCUACAAUAGGUAUAUCCCAAUCUUUUCUCAGAUUCAAUCCAUUCAAAAUUGAUUCUGGUAUUUCCUGUCUAUGCUGAAAUUACCCAGGAAUUUUGAUUAUUAACCAAUAAUCUGUCUGAUAAAAGGUAUGACCAAGGCUAGCUAGUAGGUAUGGCACGCAUUCAUAGCAAUGUGCUUGGUUUGAAUUGGAGCUGAUUAUUAUUUUGUUUUUUAAAGAAAAUUUGUAUAAAAAAACACAGAUUCUGACUCACGUAAACAUACGUAAAUCUAAUUGUUUUUUGAAAGGGCACAUUCCAGACAUCUGACUAAACUUACAAAGGAAUGCACAAUAGGUUUUCUCCACCUCGGGAUAUGUUUCAUGAGAUACAAUGAAACUGGACAGAAAACACAAGGCCAACUCUUUCCUCUUGUCUCAGACACCGUGGUCUGAGUAUUUUGCAAAACACAAGCAUAAGUUUUAGUGGGGUCCUGCUGUCGAUGAUCCUGCUUUGGCCAUAUGUGCCUGCCAGCCACUAGCAAGGUAAGCAGUGGCUGCCUCUGCCAUUCUCUUGCUGUUAGGGGCUUUCGACAGAACAGGAAUUUUUGAAUGUCAAAUCCAUCUGUUUAUUUUUCUCAUCUAAACCCUCACAUUUGAUCUUACUAUCCUUUGAAAUGCAUAAGUAGACCAUGAAAUCCUAAUAAUUCCUUAUGGGUCCUUGGUUAUGUAAAGACUUCCCAUUCUAAGUCUUGUCUGUCUUCUGAUCCCUCUCUAACCUACAGCCAUGCUUUGCUCCUUCAUCGAAAGUUGGGGAGUUAAGAAUGAAGAUUUUAUCUAAUUGUUUCAUUAAUCAGCUAGAAUGUAAUAUGCAUAUGUACAGUAUAUAAAAAAUCAUUUGUAAACUUUUAAGUUUGUAACCUACAACUCCCUGACUUGUUUGUUUAGGGAGUCACAAGAGAACUCAGGAAAGCAAUACAGAGAAAUUGAGGCAUAUUUUGCUACUUUGUUAAACAAAGGUAAUUCCUAACAGUUUUAAUUUUCAUACUUUUCCCAAAAAGAGCAAACAUCCUGGGAAACACUAUUUCCAAAUAGCCCCUAAGAUCUCUUGCUCAGUAUGUCUGAAUAAAGAGAAAGGAGAGCAAGAAGCAUGCCUUGCCAACUCCCUCCAGCAUCUUAAAGAAGCUUAGCGUUACUUGACUAUCAAGAAAAGUGCUGCAUCCUUGGAUACAUUUUGGAAACUUUCAAGUGGUUUCUAUGAGGUUCAAAUUAUUUUUGUUUAGUUUUGUAAAUGACUUACUGGCCUGGUUAUCAUCUCACGUGUAUACUGUUAAUUGUGGAUAAAUUAUUUGCUGGAAAAAAAAUGGAGCUGUUCUUUUUUUUUUGUGAACAUGUUCCUAUUUUUCCAUGUUAUUUCAACCUUUGGUAAAACCAUUUCUGUUGAAGAAGCAAUGCCCAGAAACAUGUCAACUGUGGUAUACCUGUCCUCAGAACAUCAUUUCUGAAUGAAAGGGAGGGUUGUUCUUGCUUUUAAAAUCUAUUUUAAGUGUGAUCAGUUUUACUGAAGUGUUGUUACUAAUUUUAAAAAUGUAUUUUCAGAAAUUUUGAACAUUUCUAGAAACUACAUAGAUUUACAUACCUGAUGUACUGCUGAAAUAUGUUUAGGUUUUGUAAUGAUAUUAAAUGUACUAAUGAGGAAAAAGUUUCAUUCAUUUUUUUUUUGGCUACAGAGGUAUUCCCACAACCACAUUUAAACUCCCUAAACCAAGUGAAGAUGGAGAUAUAAAGAUGAAGAUGCCUUUGGAAAUACCUGUUAAUGCAUAGUUAUAUAAAACCAUUGAAAAUAUCUUAAGUUAUUAAAAAACUAUGUAAGUGAUUUGUUUGCAUUACAACAAUCUAACAUUAAUUUUCCUCCACCAACUAAUAGAUGAUAUUACUCAAUUAGGCUUCCCUUGUGCUUUUUAUCUAGUACACAAACAUACAGUCUAUCUUGCUGAGCUAUCUCUUCAUCUACACUUCAUCUUCAGACUCUUGUCUACUGAUUUUAAUAUCAAGUCAUCUCCCCCUUCCCCUGCUUUUAUAACAUGUUAUUUGAAGAAGAGACCCAGAAAUUCUAGAAACACAUCCUAAUGCAUUUUCUAUUUUCCCCCUCAUGAAUCAAUAUGACUCAUUUUGUUUUAGAGGAUCCGAGAAAAGCAAGGAAGGAAGGAUAUAUACGGAUAAUGUGUUAGUAGUAGGUUAAAUAAUCAUUGUGAGGAAUCGGAGAAAUAUCCAGAAACCAUAUAUCAGGAACUUGUAUAAUAAUGUAUAUGGAAUGGAAUGGAAUGGAAUGUACAUUAGGUUUUCAUACAGCUGGCUAAUGACUAUGACUAAUUAACCCACUUUUGGGAAGAAUGGAGAAAUUUAUUUAACUGGAAUGAUAAUGAGGAAAUAUGGAAUAUUGUAAAAAUGUUUGUUUGCGUGAUUUGUCUUUUGUACAGUUGACAUAUAAAUGUGAGAUUGUAUAUACAUAGACCACUGUUUUACUGUUGCACUUAAUAAAAAGAAAUUAUAAGAGUAAUUA
Anolis carolinensis (green anole) is the source of this 5058-nucleotide messenger RNA. It is a transcript of the gene hrh1, whose product is annotated as histamine receptor H1. The transcript is spliced from 2 exons. The coding region runs from base 498 to 1949 and encodes 483 amino acids. Gene Ontology annotation, biological process: G protein-coupled receptor signaling pathway, coupled to cyclic nucleotide second messenger; chemical synaptic transmission; regulation of vascular permeability. NCBI's taxonomy places the organism in Eukaryota, Metazoa, Chordata, Lepidosauria, Squamata, Anolidae. Gene Ontology annotation, molecular function: neurotransmitter receptor activity; G protein-coupled serotonin receptor activity; histamine receptor activity. The record is from RefSeq and is a predicted model, not a curated record. Gene Ontology annotation, cellular component: dendrite; plasma membrane.